Messenger RNA from Vespa crabro (European hornet), 5278 nucleotides. RefSeq names its product hormone receptor 4-like (gene Hr4). The coding region runs from base 1729 to 4899 and encodes 1056 amino acids. The transcript has 13 exons. Gene Ontology annotation, molecular function: sequence-specific DNA binding; zinc ion binding; DNA-binding transcription factor activity. Gene Ontology annotation, biological process: regulation of DNA-templated transcription. Lineage: Eukaryota; Metazoa; Arthropoda; Insecta; Hymenoptera; Vespidae. The record is from RefSeq and is a predicted model, not a curated record.
GUGGCCGCUGUCCCAGUCGUCGCCCUACUUUGUCGAAGCCAACUCAGCUCGACACUCGGUUUACACCUCGCGGGACGACGCAACGCGCGCGCGCGCGCGGUACACCCGAUAGAGACAGAGAGAUAGAUAAAUAGUUAGAUACAUUGAUAGAGAGUGAAAAAGAGAGAGAGAGAGAGAGAGAGAGAGAGAAAGAAAGAAAGAAAGAAAGAAAGAGAGAGAGAGAGAGAGAAAAAGAAAAGGACAAACUCUUACAUGUAAACACAUAUAUAAGGAAUAAGCGCGCGCGUACACACUUAAAUACAUACACGCAUAUAUAUCUCAUAUCACACGUCCUGGAUUUCGUCCAAUCGAGAAAAUAAAAAGACUAAAGAAGAACGUCGACACUGCCAACGAUAGACUCGAUGAAAUCUAUAUAAUUGUUUAUUUGAACACUGCCAGCAAUUAAUAAAGGAAUCAUUGAAAAGGAUUACAUUGAUCGUAAACGAUCGAACAUAUAUACGUAUAACGACGAGAUCUCGUUGCAACGUUAGAUUCUUUUUAUGAUCAACGUCCACGGAGACCGUUGAUCGUGGGAAAUGGUGAAAAAAAGUUAGCAAAGUUUCGUUACGUAAGGUUCCGCGUGAGCCUGCCAUUUUGGUUCACGCAGAGAGAAGUCUAGAACCGGCAAUGAUAGUUCGUCAUGUGUUCUUACGUCGAUGAACGAUCGUAACUUUAUUGAGAAAGAACGAAUACGAAAAGAAGAAAGAAAAAAAGAAAGCAAAAGAAAGAAAAGAAAACAAUGACAAAACAAAUAAAAUAGAAAUAAAAAAUGAAAUGAACUGAACUUUACUAGUUAGUUAUUGUAUCGUUUCGACAGAAAGAGAGAGAGAGAGAGAGAGAAAAGGAAGAAAUCGGAAAAAAGAGAUAGACAAGAGAAAAGGAAGGAAAAGUGAGAAGGAAAGAAAAAAAGAAAAAAGAGAAUAGAAUUAAAACGAAAAACUGAAAGUCAAUUGUAAAGGACAAAAUUUCCUUCGGGGGGUUUUUUUUCCCAUGAAUGUUCGAAAGGGAACGCUUGUUCGAGGAAAAGAAUUUUAGCGCGUGGACUUUCACAAACGGGAGCGCUCGCACGAUCACACAUAGAAAAUUAUUUAUGUAUCGUGAGUGACUGUGUGUAUGUGUAUAUGUGUGUGUGUGUGUGUAUGUGCGGGAAGAUGUGUGGUGGGGGGCCGGAGAGGAGACGCUUUAAAAACAGGUUGCGCGUGUUAGAUGAUAAGGACAAAUAAAAGUUUUAAGAGGCCGAGGAAGCAAAAAAGAAAAGGAAAAAAAAAGAAAAGAAGAAAAGGAGUGACGAAGAACGACGACGAUUUCUAAAAUAAAAGAAAAAGUGGUGCGAAAAUAUUUCGUGUUUCGGUGUAUUUAGACAAUUAUUAUUAUUUGUUACCGCGUGAUAUCGCAUAGAAAAGUGACGUAAUAUACAACGAAAUCUUCCCAUCGUGACAUCCAACUCUUCAUCGUUAUUGUUGUCGUCGUCGUCGUCGUCGUCGUCGUCGUCGUUGUUAUCAUCAUCACCGUCGUCGUCGUUGUCGUCGUCGUCAUCGUCGUCGACGCGUUUAUUUGUCGAAAUAUAACUCGUCCCGACGUUUCACGACGUCGGUCGGGUUUCCAAAAAAAAAAAAAAACACACACACACAAGACUAUAAACCAACGAUAAUUCAUAAUUUGGAUGUUCUAAGGGAAAAAAGAUGAAUUAUGACCCUUACGAGCAGCCCGUGUGAGCUAGACAACAUGAGCUUGUUUCAAGACCUCAAGUUGAAAAGGAGAAAGGUCGACUCCCGAUGUAGUAGCGACGACUCCCCGGUAUCCCUCGGAUCAGCAGGCUCGCCGCUCGGGAUCCAGCCGGCGGACGCACCUUCACCCAUAAACUUUCCUGCUCCAGGGGAGAGCAUGGCGGAUACCUCGACCCUGUCACCAGACGCCAACAUGCCAGGCUCGCCGGAUUGUCCUAUGGUCAAAGUGAAGAGCGAGUACGUCCUGGGCAGCCCGAGUCCAGGAACACCUCGAGAUCCUUUGCGAGUCACUGCCAUUAGUGGUGGUGGUGGAGGUGGAGGAAGUAAUGGCGGAGGUGCAGGAAGUGCUGGUGGAGGUGCUCAGGAAUUACGCGAAACAACGUGCUCGGAUCGUGCUUCGCCUGAUUCGGUCUUCCCAGAUGCUGGAAGCAUGGUGGGAUUUAGGGUUAUCGAGGAACAACAACAGCAACACCAUCACCAGCAGCAGCAGCAGCAGCAGCAACAGCAACAGCAACAGCAACAGCAGCAGCAACAUCAUCACCAGCAGCAGCAACAGCAGCAGCAGCAGCAGCAGCAGCAGCAACGUUCCAGCACACCAGCACCAAACAGAUCCUCACCUUAUUCACCCGUUCAAGCUGUCUCCACGACACCAAUGCCUCUAGAACCGUCCUCAAGGAGCGAAAGUCCCGAUAAGGGUGAUCUUUCAUCUAUCCAAAUGAAAGAGGAAUCCGACAAUUCGGUCUUCGACGGUGGAGGUGGCGGCGGUGGUGGUGGUGGUGGCGGAGGCAACGGCGGCAGUGGUGGAAGUAAUUCCGGCGUUCGUACGGACACAUCCAGCCAGCCUAGUCACCGGAAUAGUCCGUCGUCGCAAUACAAUCCAAACCAGAGUAUGAGCCCUACCGGUAGUUCGGCUCACGUCUCUCAACAGCAGCAGCAACAGCCGCAACAAGCAUCGCCAAGGGCACGAGCGCCAUCGGUACCGCCUCAUCUCCUGGCUCAUCAUCAAUUCUGGUCACAAAAUUCCGGCGUACAGGGAUUUGCCACGCAAAGGCUAUUGAACGGCGUAAUAAGUAGUGCCGUUAGUUAUGGACAAAAUGUUGCGACGGUUUCCACCAGUAGCUGCACUACUUCUAGUAGUAGUACGGGAACUGGUAAUAGCGGUGGUGGAACUUCCGGAAGUACGGGGGCAACCACAACGGCGUCUUCGUGCGAAGGAAUGAAGCCACCGGCUCAAAGACCAGCCCCAGCACCACCCAGACCACCGCCAACGGUGAUCAUGGGAGAAAUCGGUGGCGUUAGGACGAUGAUAUGGUCAACGCCACCUUUGGAUCCUGUACCACCACCCGCGGCCUCGUGGACCGCCACAGCCGCGGCUGCCUCUUGUUCCUCUUCCGAGGAAUCAGCGGCACAACUUCUCCUAAACCUCGGACAAGAGUCCAGAGGGAAACCACCUUCCGUUUCCUAUUCGUCCGGACCACCCCUCAACAUGGAGAGGCUAUGGGCCGGCGAUUUAACGCAACUGCCGGCUGCCCAGCAGAUGCAAGCCCUCAAUCUCACGGCGUCAGGCUCCAGUCAGCCUUGGGUGAGAAACGGCGGGGUCGUCAAGUCCGAGGCGGCCUCGCAAUCAAUGUCGGUCGCACCACCUGCCCCACCGUUACCGCCUCAGGAACACGAGGAAGACGAAACGCCCAUGAUCUGCAUGAUCUGCGAGGAUAAAGCCACGGGUUUACAUUAUGGCAUUAUCACGUGCGAAGGGUGCAAAGGUUUCUUCAAAAGGACUGUACAAAAUAGGCGGGUGUAUACGUGUGUAGCAGAAGGUGGCUGCGAAAUCACAAAGGCACAGAGAAACAGGUGUCAGUACUGCCGUUUUAAAAAGUGUAUCGAACAGGGUAUGGUCCUGCAAGCCGUUAGAGAAGACCGGAUGCCUGGCGGAAGAAAUUCCGGUGCGGUCUAUAAUCUUUAUAAGGUUAAAUACAAGAAGCAUAAGAAGAGCAACAAAGGAAGUGGGAUGAGCGGUGGGAACAUGGGUGGCAUGGGUGGCGGUGGUAACGUUGGUGGUGUGAACGGGUCGGGAUCCCUUGGUGCCAAUAAAGGUACCAUGGGCCCGACGAUGUUAGACAAACACAUGGUAGCAGCUGCGGCUGCACAUCAUAGUCAGCAACAGCACGCACAGCUCGCUGGUAGCUUCCUUCAUCAUCAUAAAAUUUCGUCGGGCGAUCCGCUCAACUCGCAACCUACUCCCAGCCAUCCAAGUCACCCUGCCCAUUCGGGCCACCUCGUCAAUGGAACGAUCCUGAAGACUGCUUUGACCAACCCUUCUGAGGUGGUACACCUACGGCAGAGGCUAGAUAACGCCGUUAGUAGUUCGAGGGAUAGAGCAUUUCCUUUGGACGCGACCCUCGCUAUGAUUCAAACGCUCAUAGAUUGCGACGAGUUCCAAGAUAUUGCUACGUUAAGGAACUUGGACGAGCUGCUGGACCAUAAAUCAGAUUUAAGUGAGAAGCUGUGUCAAAUAGGAGACAGCAUAGUGUACAAGUUGGUGCAGUGGACCAAAAGGUUACCGUUUUACCUUGAGCUGCCGGUUGAAGUUCACACGAGGCUGCUCACUCACAAGUGGCACGAACUCCUCGUGCUGACCACCUCCGCUUAUCAGGCGAUGCACGGUCAGCAUAAGUUCACCAAUGUGGCCUCGGAUGAGACGGGCGCGGAUUUUAUGCAAGAAGUUUCCAACAACAUGUAUACGCUGCAAACGUGCCUAACUAGCAUGAUGGGCAGACCGAUAACCAUGGACCAAUUACGGCAAGACGUAGGGCUCAUGGUAGAAAAAAUAACUUAUGUCACGCUUAUGUUCAGGCGAGUAAGGCUACGGAUGGAGGAAUAUGUCUGUCUAAAAGUGAUCACCAUGCUCUCGCAAGAUGCAAAAUCACGAGGAGGUACACUGGAGUUAGAACAGAUACAAGAACGGUACAUGAGCUGUCUGCGAAGUUUCGUCGAACACAGUGCACCACAGCAACCAGGUCGAUUUCACGAUCUUCUCGUCAGGUUGCCGGAAGUACAAUCAGCGGCAGCUCUACUUCUCGAGAGUAAAAUGUUCUACGUUCCUUUCCUAUUGAACUCAGCAAUUCAAAGAUAGUAAAUAAAAAAGCUGACGAUAAAAGCUGAAUUACCUAUAUACAUACUAUACAUACAUACAUAUACAUAUUAUACAUAUAUAUAUAUACAUAAAAAGAAGAGGUCAAAAGGAACCUAAUAACAAGACACGAGAAAAAGAGAGAGAGAAAGAGAGAGAGAGAGAGAGAGAGAGAAACAAACAAAGAAACGAAAAACCCCGUAAAAAUGGACUCAGAGAGAUAGAGAGGGGUGGAAAGGCUUUGUUUGUGUAUGUAUGAUAUAAUUAUAAAAAGUAUAUAUAUAUACAUAUAAAUAAUAUAAAUAAUAAUAUAAUUGUGUGUGUUCGUUGCGUUGUACAAAACGAAAGAGGAUAAAAUGAGAGGGAGAGAAAGAGAGAGAGA